Molecule: messenger RNA, 625 nt
Organism: Neomonachus schauinslandi (Hawaiian monk seal)
Lineage: Eukaryota; Metazoa; Chordata; Mammalia; Carnivora; Phocidae
Gene: SPP2
Product: secreted phosphoprotein 2
Exons: 7
Coding region: 1-612 (203 amino acids)
Biological process (GO): bone remodeling
Cellular component (GO): extracellular region
Source: RefSeq, a predicted model, not a curated record
AUGAUUCUUCCCAGAACGGAGAAGAUGAUGAUGAAGAUAUUGAUCGUGUUUGUGCUUGGAAUGAACUACCUGUCUUGUGCAGGUUUCCCGGUGUAUGACUAUGACUCGUCCUCCUUGAGGGAAGCCCUCCGUGCGUCCGUGGCAAAAGUGAAUUCCCAGUCCCUGAGCCCGUAUCUGUUUCGGGCGUUCAGAAGCUCUGUAAAAAGAGUCAACGUUCUGGAUCAGGACAGCUUGAACAUGGACUUAGAGUUUGGCAUUCGGGAGACAACAUGCAAGAGAGAUUCUGGAGAAGACCCCGCUACCUGUGACUUCCAAAGGGUCUACUACAUGCCCUCAGCUAUUUGCAGAAGCACGGUGCGGUUGUCUGCUGAGCAGGUGCAGGACGUGUGGGUUCGCUGCCGCUGGUCCUCCAGCUCUGAGUCUAACAGCAGCGAAGAGAUGUUUUUGGGGGACAUAUUGGGAUCCUCUAGAUGGAGAAACAACUAUCCACUUGGUUUCAUUUCUGAUAAAUCCAGAAGUGAAUUGUAUGAACGGUCACUUGAGAGCCUGAGAGGGAUCUUCCCUUCUGGGAAUCGAGGGUACCCGAACAAGUGGCGCAGACUUCAAGAAUAAAUGCUGGCUUUGA